This is a messenger RNA of Myxocyprinus asiaticus (Chinese sucker), 1137 nucleotides long. It is a transcript of the gene psmb10, whose product is annotated as proteasome 20S subunit beta 10. Lineage: Eukaryota; Metazoa; Chordata; Actinopteri; Cypriniformes; Catostomidae. The record is from RefSeq and is a predicted model, not a curated record. The transcript is spliced from 8 exons. Gene Ontology annotation, molecular function: threonine-type endopeptidase activity. Gene Ontology annotation, cellular component: proteasome core complex. Bases 185 to 1021 code for a protein of 278 amino acids.
AUGUGUCCAAAGUGAAAGUAAAAGAAGAAAACUGUUUAGGUGUAAAAAGCGCUGACGCACCGACGCUGUGUUUAGAGCUGAGAGUAAACGCUUAAAAGCGGUGGAUAGGAAAGUAAUUUUUUUACUCUACUCGGACUCUCAGAGCUCUGCUAUUGCUAUAUUUAUCAUAUAGUGCAGGUGAAAGAUGCUGAACAGCUCGACACAGUGGCAAACACCGACAGGAGGAUUCUCUUUUGAGAACACGCGCAGAAAUGCUGUUCUGGAGGCAAACUUAUCAGAGAAAGGUUACAGUGCACCAAAAGCCAGGAAGACGGGUACCACCAUCGCUGGCUUGAUAUUCAAGGAUGGAGUGAUUUUAGGAGCAGACACCAGAGCUACAGAUGAUAUGGUUGUGGCUGAUAAAAACUGUAUGAAGAUCCACUACAUAGCCCCCAAAAUCUACUGUUGUGGUGCAGGUGUUGCAGCUGAUGCUGAAGUCACCACUCAGAUGAUGUCAUCAAACGUGGAGCUGCAUUCACUCAGUACUGGACGACCUCCUCUCGUCGUCACGGUGACCAGACAGCUCAAACAGAUGCUGUUUAGGUAUCAGGGGCACAUCGGUUCCUCUCUGAUCGUGGGCGGUGUGGAUGUUGACGGGCCACAGCUCUACAGUGUCUACCCUCAUGGCUCUUAUGAUAAACUUCCUUUCCUUACCAUGGGGUCUGGUGCAGCUGCUGCCAUUUCUGUGUUUGAAGAUCGUUACAAGCCAAAUAUGGCGCUGGAGGAUGGUAAGCAGCUGGUACGAGAUGCCAUCGCUGCGGGGAUCUUCUGUGAUCUGGGAUCGGGCAGUAACGUAGAUCUGUGUGUGAUCACUGAGAAAGGAGUGGAUUAUCUGAGGGGUUAUGACCAGCCUGCUCAGAAAGGACAGAGGGAGGGCUCAUACAGAUACAAGCCGGGCACUACUGCUGUACUCACUAAAACAGUGACUCCAUUAACACUGGAUGUUGUGGAAGAAUCUGUUCAAGUGAUGGACACUGAAUGAGACCAUCAACAACAUCAGUGCACUUUCUUCAUCUGCCUUUACCAGGGAGAGAUACAGUGUGUGGUUUCAUAUGUAUUUGAUGAAAUUUGAAUAACAAAAAUAAAAAGAAACUGUUA